This is a messenger RNA of Lontra canadensis (Northern American river otter), 719 nucleotides long. RefSeq names its product S100 calcium binding protein A13 (gene S100A13). The record is from RefSeq and is a predicted model, not a curated record. NCBI's taxonomy places the organism in Eukaryota, Metazoa, Chordata, Mammalia, Carnivora, Mustelidae. Bases 167 to 463 code for a protein of 98 amino acids. Gene Ontology annotation, molecular function: RAGE receptor binding. The transcript is spliced from 3 exons. Gene Ontology annotation, biological process: positive regulation of canonical NF-kappaB signal transduction; positive regulation of cell population proliferation. Gene Ontology annotation, cellular component: perinuclear region of cytoplasm.
CUGCCCCCGCGGGGCGGGGUCUCCGCGGCCUGACCGUGACCGCAGCCGGCCGCCGGCCUGACCCCGCGCUGCUCCGCCGGGAACAGCGGCCCCGGAGCGCGUGGGCCCCGCACAAAUAGGCGGUGGAGCCCGGCCGCCUCGUGACCCCGUGGGGGCCGGAGUCCUGAUGGCAGCAGAGCCACUGACGGAGCUGGAGGCGGCCAUUGAGACGGUGGUCACCACCUUCUUCACCUUCGCGGGGCAGGAGGGCCGGAAGGGCAGUCUCAGCAUCAAUGAGUUUAGGGAACUGGCCACUCAGCAGUUGCCUCACUUGCUCAAGGAUGUGGGCUCCUUAGAUGAGAAGAUGAAGAGCUUGGAUGUGAAUCAGGACUCUGAGCUCAAGUUCCACGAGUACUGGAGACUGAUAGGGGAGCUGGCCAAGGAGAUCCGGAGGGAGAGGGCCCUGGAGACGCAGAAGAAGUAAAGCUCCUGAGCAGGAUAGUGCUUGGCAGGGCCGGCAGGGCAGAGCCCCCUCGCACCGAAAAGCCUCUUCCUUGAAACACCCUCUCCUCUUUCUGCUCUUGGAAGUAGACAGUGGGAAAGUUCUGUCUUGACCCAAGAGUGGGUCCAAAAGUUAUGACCUUUUGGGGCUCCUGGGUGGCUCAGUUGGUGAAGCAGCUGCCUUCGGCUCAGGUCAUGAUCUCAGGGUCCUGGGAUCGAGCCCUCCAUCAGGCUCCCUG